AUGGAGGCAUUUGGAAAUGCCUCUUCUGGCAUUGGUGUUUCUGAGCAUAGCGUAAACACGUUCCUGGAAUUGCAGAGGAAGAAAGUUCAUCGCUAUGUGAUUUUUAAAAUUGAUGAGAAAAAGAAAGAGGUUAUCGUUGAAAAAACUGGAGGCCCUGCUGAGAGCUAUGAUGAUUUCACUGCAUCCUUGCCUGAAAAUGAUUGCCGAUACGCUGUCUUUGACUUUGAUUUUGUGACAUCUGAGAACUGCCAAAAGAGCAAAAUCUUUUUUAUUGCAUGGUCUCCUUCAGUGGCCCGCAUUCGCCCAAAGAUGCUAUAUGCAACAUCCAAGGACAGGUUCAGAAGGGAGCUGCAGGGCAUCCAUUAUGAGAUUCAGGCAACAGACCCAACAGAGAUGGAUCUUGAAGUCCUCAGAGAACGUGCAAACUGAGCAGUCACCUACACAAGAGGGUUGUGUCUAGGUGAUGUAGUUACAACAAAAGCAGU
Messenger RNA from Glycine soja, 485 nucleotides. RefSeq names its product actin-depolymerizing factor-like. The transcript has 3 exons. Gene Ontology annotation, cellular component: actin cytoskeleton; cytoplasm. Gene Ontology annotation, molecular function: actin filament binding. The coding region runs from base 1 to 429 and encodes 142 amino acids. Gene Ontology annotation, biological process: actin filament depolymerization. The record is from RefSeq and is a predicted model, not a curated record. NCBI's taxonomy places the organism in Eukaryota, Viridiplantae, Streptophyta, Magnoliopsida, Fabales, Fabaceae.